CCGGGGGUGCGCGGCGCGGGGGCACUAGUGCGCACCGUCGCUGUUCCGCUGGGGCCGGAGCGCAGUGUCCGGUUCCGCGUUGCCGGCGGGGUGGGCCGGCGCGGCGGCACUCUCGUUCACCUGCUCGGUCAUGGCCGGUCCUGCGCCGCUGCUGGGCUGGUGCGUGCGGCACCUGCGCGGGGACUUCGGGCUGGACGUGGGCGAGGACCUGGUGAGGUACAUGUUGUCCAUAAGGAGCGAGGAGGAAAUACGGGAGUAUAUCGUCGACCUCCUCCAGGGCACCGAUGGGAAGAAGAGCCAGUUUGUGGAAGAGCUGCUGGCCAGGUGGCAGAAAUCAUCCCAGCUACCAGCUGAGCCUCUGCCAGGGUAUCGGAAAAAGGAUGAGACUCUGGAAGCACCUCGGGCCGGAGACCAAGCGAAGAAGGGUAAGCGCAAAGGAAGGAACAAGCAGGAGACACCAGUGUAUGCGGAGCCAAGCGCUCCUGUGGAGGAGGUGAAGACCCCACUGGACUUGGCCAAGGCACAGGAGAGCAGUAGCGGAGCCAGCAGCAGCGCCAGCUCCUUCAAGAAGAAGCCCAAGUAUGUUAGCCUGUACAGCAAGGAGGGGCAGGACAAGCUGGCCGUGCUCAUCCCUGGCCGCCACGCCUGUGAGUGCCUGGGCCAGAAGCACAAGCUCGUCAACAACUGCCUGGACUGCGGGCGCAUUGUCUGUGUGCAGGAGGGCUCCGGACCCUGCCUGUUCUGCGGCGCGCUGGGAGCUUCUGAGUGCAGCUUUCAUCCUGUGGAGAUCCCUGACCUCACCCACAGAACCAGGAGAGACAAAGCCAUGUGUUUCUCAGGAACUGCUUGUAAUAAAGGAGGAGCUUUCAGGAUUCUCCCUGGAGGAGGGAAGGUGUGCACUAAGGAAGAGCAGGACAUUCUUCAGCGGGACUCCAACAAGAGCCAGAAGCUGCUGAAGAAGCUCAUGGCAGGUGCUGAGAGUUCAGGGAAUUUGGAUGCCAUAAGCAAAGACUUGCUGCCUCAAGAAGAAGCCAGGUUAAAAGCAGGGCUGGAGAUGGCCGUGAAACACAAAGACAAGUUGUUGGAGUUCGACAGAACGAGCGUGCGUCGGACUCAGGUCAUUGAUGAUGAGUCGGAUUACUUUGCCACGGACUCCAACCAGUGGCUUUCCAAGCAGGAGAGGGAGGCGCUCCAGAAGAGGGAGCAGGAGCUGCGGGAGCUGCGGCAUGCCUCUCGGCUUACCAGAAAAAUCACGAUCGACUUCACUGGCCGGCAGAUCCUGGAGGAGGACAGCGCUAUGGCUGAGUACCACAGCAAGCUGGAUGAAACCAUCAAGGCCAUUAACAGUGGCACGCUGAGCCAGCCAGCUGUGAGCCCAGAAGCAAAGACAGCUCUGACUUCCAGUGGUUUAGUGAAUCCCUGCCUCCUUCAGCCUGCUCCUGUGUGGGUAGACCAGACUGGGUUGCUGCCGCACAGGAGAGCCACCCAUUCCUUGGACACUGGAAAUGAGCCUGGCUCGGAGCGGAACAGGCUGCGGAUUCAGGAUCGAGAAUUGCAGGAGAUCUCGGAUGACGGUUGGUGCCUCAGUAUGCACCAGCCCUGGGCGUCCUUGCUUGUGAGAGGAAUCAAAAGGGUGGAGGGCAGGACCUGGUACACGUCCCACAGAGGGCGGUUAUGGAUUGCAGCUACAGCUAAGCGGCCUUCCCCGCAGGAAAUCUCUGAGCUGGAGGCCGCCUACCGAAUGCUACUCCAGAAAGGCAUGGAGUUCCCAAGCGAUUACCCCUCAGGGUGCCUCCUGGGCUGUGUGGACGUGACCGACUGUUUAUCGCAGGAGCAAUUUAAUGAGCAGUAUCCGGAUCUGAGCCAGGAGUCCAGCUCUCCCUUUGUCUUUAUCUGCACCAAUCCCCAGGAGAUGGUGGUGAAGUUUCCCAUCAAAGGAAAACACAAAUCUGUAAGUAGCAAAGUUUCCGUGGGUUCCCCCUUGGCCACUCAUGCCUGCUCUGCCCCCUGCUUUGUCUGCUGCUCUGCUUGCUGUUGCCGUAGGAAUGCGCAGCCUCUGCCCUGUGUACUUUGAUCCGUAGGCUCUUGGUUAUGAUUCAAAUACAUCUCUAAUGUUUCUUGUCUUUGGUUCCCCUUUCUGCAGAUGUUGCUUCCUUCCAAACAUGUCCCUUUUCCUGCCUCUGCAAAUGCUCCUAGGUCAGGGAAUGCUUGUGUCUGCAGCUGAUCCACCCCUGGCACCAGCCUGGGUUGGGUCGGAGCUAGUACAUGGGUCCGUGUGAGCUCCUUGCCUGCGGUUCUGAUUGUGAUGGUGAAAGCCUGAAGCAGCGAGAGCUGCAGGAAAUGUUCUUCAUCCGCUGGCCAGCAGGAUGGUAUGGCCUGGCAGAGCUCACAGGCAAGCGCUGCAGCAUCUGUCCGUGCUCUGCUUGCCAGCGUCAUUAGGCCCUUUUUAUGAGCCACCAGCCCCUCCACAGGCUGCCAGUUAUCCCUGCCCAUUGCCGUAAAAAGGAAGGAGGAGGGAUGCGGCAGCUGGGGAGCCCGCAGCCAGCUCCAUCCUUAUUAGCAGCCUCCCCACCACCCAGCCUGGGGAAGGAUCCUAACAUGCUUCCAGGGGAGGUGAAAGAUUAAUGUGAUGGGCUAAAAGCAGCAGAAGCAGGAAUGGUCUCGGCUGGUUGGUUCUCAGAGUUGGUUUCUCUUUCUUGUUUGCAGCCUGGUUCUCUGGGAGCAGUUAUCUGGCAGUGCGGGAGCAGCAGGAUUUCUCAGGCUGGUUCACAAGGGCUUCUGAAGGAUGACGUAGGGUUAUGGUUGUUGGUUGGGGAUUUUUCACCCCUCGUCUCUCCCUGGGCACUGGGGCUGUUCCUGCCUGUCAGGAAUUUGAGCAGGGUUUUGGUUUCUACUCUGCCUUUGAGGUGCAUUCAGCCGAUGACGACAAACGAUACUCAGGGAGCUUGCAGUGCUCAGAUCUCGCUAGUGGCACCAUCCUGCCCCAGGGAUGGCUCUUGCCCAGCGUAGGGCUGCACCAAGUUAUUUGGGAUGCAGAUGUUGGGUGGAACAGCCUCCUGUUUUCUCUUGUUUUCAGCUCUGCUUGCUCUUGAACAGGCUCUCUCACACCCCUCAUUGCCCCAGCUGCUGCUGUCCAGCUGUGGUUUGGAGCUGCUGGCGCUGCAGGGGAAGCUGCCUUGCGGUGGGAGUGUAGGGAGGCCGGCAUCUGUGCAUCUGCCUCACUGGGUGCAGGCGCUGCCAGUCCCCUUCCCAUCUGUCACACCACCUCUGCUGUGUUGUGACACUUUCCUGCUUGGAGAAGGAUCGCUCUAACAGCCUGGAAGGAAGUCGGCUGUGCUGGCGGCCGCCUGUGCUGCCCGCUCCUGCUGCCGGCCCUGCUGUUCCUGCCCUCCAUCCUGGCGGGAGCAGUCACCAGAGCAGGGGCAGGGGAGGCCACAGAGUGCACCUUCCACCCGCCGGAGGGGACGUUCUCCAUCUGGGUGAUGUUUGUGACAGCCUAGGAAGGAGCCCGGAAGGCUUUGACCUUUCCCUAGGAGAAGGUGCUGCUUUAAUUGGAGUUGGCAUCGCAUCUGAGGCUGUCAGCAGCUUCAUUCUCCGAGCUGGAAGUGGAGCAAAGGGGCAGGCACUGAAUCCUGUCCCCACCUGAGCUCCUCCGGCUGCCCCGGGUUCCUUGCAGCCUGGCUCAAGCCAUGACAAACUGCCAGUUUGUCUUGUUGGGAAGCCAGGCUGGAGCGUUUUUUCUAGCCAAGUAACAGCAUGGACCUUGCUGCGAUGACAUUCGAGUGCUUCUCCAUUGCAAGUGAGUUGUUUCUAGCAACCAGGGGAGGGGGGAAAGAAAAGGAACAUAGCUGGAUUUCUGCCAGGAUUGCUUGUGUGGAAGGAAGGGGCACAACAUUCAUAUCUUGUCUGGGAACGCGGCCGCCCCAUGCACAUGCCUGAGGACGGGGCUUGGUGGCAGUUCUCGUGGGAUAUUUCCUGGAAUCUGGGCAGAGCUUCCCUGAAGCCUCCAUCGAGCAUUGCUCAGCAACUUCCCUUCAGAGCUGAUGGCUGGAAGAGCACGGAGGAGCGGGCGCAGGGACAGGACAAGGCAAGAGGCUGUGAAUCAGGGAGUGGAAAGAGGACCCUUUAGCCUGUUCCUAAAAGUUCCCCUGGGGAUGUUUUAUCUUUGCCAGGGAGCCUCCUGAGCACUUUUAGGGCCCAGCAGGAGCAGGCAAGCACGUUAAAUAUGAAGAUGACAGUCCUGGAGAUGAUGUGGUGGUGGUGGUGGGGAACCAGAGCAUGGAGUGAGUGUGAACUUCCUGCCUUUCUCCUGCUAAAAAAUGACGCACCGCUCUGACAUGGCACUUCCAGGCAGUCUGGCUGUGCUGGCUUAACCUCAUAGGGUGCUCAUUGCUGUUUCCAGCCAUUGUAAGGAGGGGGCAGGGGAGGUGGGAAAAAGUCUUCUGCACAUGUUGGUGGAGAGAAUGCUGGAUCUCCCAGGCUUCGUAGGAGAGCAAUCUUCCAGACGGCUCCAGGCGAGAAAGCUAUCUGAAAACAAACGCUUUAAGCAAGAGCAUUGAGCCAUCGGCAGUGUCCGGUUCCAGCCAUCAUGCCUGGCUUUUGGCUUUUGCUGUAGGAGCUGCCCAAAUCCCAUGUAGCUGGUGUCCUACUCCUCUCCUGGGUGGGAAAGCGAGAGCAGCAGUGAAUGCAGCGAGGGCUGUGGAGAACAAGGAGAGGCAGUGUUUGCUCCGGAUCCUACCAGGAGCAGCUAGCUGCGGGAGCCCCGGCUCCCUGAGGGGCCUCGGGGGCUGCCAGCUUGGCAGAACAGAAACGGUUGGUCCCCAUCACAACUCUGUGCCCCACGGCAUCAUCGCCCCAGGCUAAGGGGUUAUCAUCCUCACACUGAGUUUUCUGUGGACAAACCUGUGCUUGACACGGUGCUUGCCAGUCCCCAUCCCCUUUGAACAUGUCGCAAGCAUCCUGCAAGCAAGUGCAGGGAUCGGCUUCCCCUGGCAGCAGCGGGCAAGUGCUGGAUGUUAAUUUACGCUCCUCCUCACUGCAUUUCCCUGUGCUGGUGUCUCUCUGCUGCGUCAGACACGCUUGCCCUCGGCUCCCCGGUGUUGUGCCUGCGGAGGGAAGCCACAGCGGCUGGCAACGCCUGGCUCCUCAAGCAGGAUAUUGGAUGUG
This is a messenger RNA of Cuculus canorus (common cuckoo), 5166 nucleotides long. RefSeq names its product thyroid hormone receptor interactor 4 (gene TRIP4). The record is from RefSeq and is a predicted model, not a curated record. The transcript has 13 exons. Bases 131 to 2074 code for a protein of 647 amino acids. Gene Ontology annotation, biological process: positive regulation of DNA-templated transcription. Gene Ontology annotation, cellular component: nucleus. Gene Ontology annotation, molecular function: transcription coactivator activity; zinc ion binding. Lineage: Eukaryota; Metazoa; Chordata; Aves; Cuculiformes; Cuculidae.